CGGGGCGGCGCCGAGCCCCGCCGGAGCAGGGCGCAGGGUGCUGGGCGACCCGGCCGGGGGCGCCAGGGCGAAGAUGGCGAGCGUGGGGUUGCAGUUCCAGGCGAGCGCCGGGGAUGCGGACCCCCAGAGCCGGCCUCUGCUGCUGCUGGGCCAGCUGCAACACCUGCACCGCGUGCCCUGGAGCCACAUCCGCGGGAAGCUGCAGCCCCGGGUCACCGAGGAGCUCUGGCAGGCAGCUCUGGCCACGCUCAACCCCAACCCCACGGACAGCUGUCCCCUCUACCUGAACUGCGCCACAGUGGCAGCUCUGCCUUCCAGGGUGAGCCGGCAUAACAGCCCUUCUGCCGCCCACUUCAUCACCAGGCUUGUGAGAACCUGCCUGCCUCCUGGAACCCACCGGUGCAUCCUGAUGGUUUGUGAACAGCCUGAGGUUUUUGCCUCUGCCUGUGCCCUGGCGCGAGCCUUCCCACUCUUCACACACCGCUCAGGGGCAUCCCGGCACACGGAGAAGAGGACGGUCGUGGUGGAGUUCUUCCUGGUGGGACAGGACAAUGGCCCCGUGGAAAUGUCCACCUUGCAAUGUUUAACCAAUGCCACAGAAGGUGUGCGGCUGGCUGCCCGCAUCGUGGACACGCCAUGCAAUGAGAUGAACACGGACAUCUUCCUUGAGGAGAUUAGCCAAGUUGGAAAGGAGCUGGGGAUCACCCCCACCAUCAUCCGGGAUGAACAGCUGAAGACCAAAGGAUUUGGAGGAAUCUAUGGUGUUGGCAAAGCUGCCCUCCACCCACCUGCUCUGGCCGUCCUCAGUCAUACCCCUGAUGGGGCCACACAGACCAUUGCCUGGGUGGGAAAGGGCAUCGUCUAUGACACUGGUGGCCUCAGCAUCAAAGGAAAGACCACUAUGCCAGGGAUGAAGCGAGACUGUGGGGGUGCUGCAGCCAUCCUGGGAGCCUUCAGAGCUGCCAUCAAGCAGGGUUUCAAAGAUAACCUCCACGCUGUGUUCUGCUUGGCUGAGAAUGCAGUGGGGCCCAGUGCCACCAGGCCUGAUGACAUCCAUCUUCUGUAUUCAGGAAAGACUGUAGAAAUCAACAACACAGAUGCGGAGGGCAGGCUGGUGCUGGCAGAUGGGGUGUCCUAUGCCUGCAAGGACCUGGGGGCUGACAUCAUUGUGGACAUGGCCACGCUGACUGGGGCACAGGUGAGCAUCACACUUCACCCCUUCACUGCAGUCCCCAUAAGCCUAACCCCUUUUGGCAGGUGAGAGCGAGCGGCUGUCAUUUUGGAGGAAGGCAGCACAUCUCAUGCUGUUGAAUCAGAACCCUUGCUCUGAUGCUUGUUCAUGGUUCCUUUCUCGGCCCUCCUUUCUGCCUCUUCCUUGGCAUAUUUUCCUGCCUGCCUGCUGCUCCA
This is a messenger RNA of Psammomys obesus (fat sand rat), 1407 nucleotides long. RefSeq names its product aminopeptidase like 1 (gene Npepl1). Bases 74 to 1261 code for a protein of 395 amino acids. Gene Ontology annotation, cellular component: cytoplasm. Gene Ontology annotation, molecular function: metalloaminopeptidase activity; manganese ion binding. The transcript has 9 exons. Lineage: Eukaryota; Metazoa; Chordata; Mammalia; Rodentia; Muridae. Gene Ontology annotation, biological process: proteolysis. The record is from RefSeq and is a predicted model, not a curated record.